This is a messenger RNA of Cucumis melo (muskmelon), 1089 nucleotides long. RefSeq names its product probable ribosome biogenesis protein RLP24. The record is from RefSeq and is a predicted model, not a curated record. Bases 364 to 867 code for a protein of 167 amino acids. Gene Ontology annotation, biological process: ribosomal large subunit biogenesis. Lineage: Eukaryota; Viridiplantae; Streptophyta; Magnoliopsida; Cucurbitales; Cucurbitaceae. Gene Ontology annotation, cellular component: nucleolus. The transcript is spliced from 5 exons.
AUAUAUAUAUAUAAUUUAUAUUUGUAUUUAUAUUUUCUAUAUUUAUUAUUAAUGUAGUAAAUACUAAAUAGAAAGUUAGGUCACGCCGCCUCUAUCAUCUCUUGGUCACUCUCUCGUCUCGGCCUCUCGUCUGACGCCGUCGCCGGCGUUCAAUCGUCUCUCCUUCUCAGUCUCCGGCGUUCAUCGCCGAUCGUCUCUACUUCUCAGAAGUCUCCGAUCAUUCGCUGGCGCUUGGCUCUCCCUAACCGUUGCUUUGCUUUGUUGUGUUGCCGUUGGCUACGAUACUUUUUGCACUUCAAUCGGAUUAUUUUUCUAAUAACUUUUGCUUAAGAAAUUUAGGUUUGUUAUUUGCAGAAGAAAAGAAUGAGGUUGGAGAAGUGUUGGUUCUGUUCCUCCCCUAUAUAUCCAGGACAUGGUAUUCAGUUUGUUCGCAAUGAUGCAACGAUUUUUAGAUUUUGUCGAUCAAAAUGCCACAAGAACUUCAAGAUGAAGAGAAAUCCUCGUAAAGUAAAAUGGACUAAGGCUUAUAGGAGGUUGCAUGGAAAGGAUAUGACAAAGGACUCUACUUUUGAAUUUGAGAGGUGGCGUCAUAGACCACAUAAAUAUGACAGAAAUGUCACUGAAGAUACAUUGAAGGCUAUUAAGAAGAUUGAUAAAAUCAGAAUGGAUAGGGAGUCGAGACAUAUUGCACGCAGACACCAAGGAAAGAAAGCAAAGGAGUUCAGAGAGGCAAAGAAGGAAUUGGAUCAAAGCAUCAGUUUGGUCAAAGCACCUUCCGUUCUCAAGGAGGAUCCUUCCCUCACCCUUCCAAAGCUCAAAGUCAAAGUGGUACCAACACAAUCAGAGCAAGAUCGUAUGGAAGAAUGAGUUUUCAAUCUUAUAUCACUAUAUCAAAUAUUUACGUAGUAGUUACGUUUUAACAUAUCUAGAACUGUCACAGUUCUUGUGCAGUGGUAGAUUAUCUUUGUUUGUCCUUGCGCAAGCAUGGUUGUCAUGUACAAUUUCAUUUUGAUAAUGUGUUUUUUUGACUUUAAUAGACAAACUUCUAAAAAAUUUUAUUGAAUCAUAUCCAACCGGUUUUUGCAGUUU